Colletotrichum graminicola M1.001 is the source of this 573-nucleotide messenger RNA. RefSeq lists its product as uncharacterized. The transcript has a single exon. The record is from RefSeq and is a predicted model, not a curated record. The coding region runs from base 1 to 573 and encodes 190 amino acids. NCBI's taxonomy places the organism in Eukaryota, Fungi, Ascomycota, Sordariomycetes, Glomerellales, Glomerellaceae.
AUGGAGGAAGCACCCCAGGCCCAUUCUGGGGCUAUUCGAAGAGCCUCUGACAUGGAUACCGGAGUCAUCUACUACACUGGAGCCUGUACUGAUCGAUCACGCCAUGUAAAGCAGCAGUCAUUCCAGCAUAUGAGGGGCACCAUAGGCGACAAGCAAAAUGGUAAAGGUGGAAGCAUGGCCACCGAUGUAUCUGUUCAUCUUGAUGAUAAUGCCGACGGCUACUACUGCUGUGGCUGUGGCAUCCGUCGAUCCGACGAGCACCACCGGGUGCGCAAGUUCAAGUCUGGAGAUCCGGCCUGGCGCAACUUUUGUAAGCGAUGCCACGCAAAACAUCUCGUCAAUAGCCGCGGCAAGACUAUGAAGACUUACGCCAACUUUUGUUUCGGCUGUGGAUUUGCACGGUCUUCUCACUUCAACAAGGAGCAUCCCAUCAACCAAGAUCAGAGGCCCGUCAAGAACUUCUGCGCCUAUUGCAUGAAACAAUUCUCCAGAAAGGCGUUGAUUCCAACAGAGACUCUCCUCGGCAGCGUACUUCCUCUCUCUUACCCCAAUAGAUUCUGGAUUCACCUGUGA